This is a messenger RNA of Phyllostomus discolor (pale spear-nosed bat), 3469 nucleotides long. RefSeq names its product sirtuin 7 (gene SIRT7). Gene Ontology annotation, molecular function: NAD+ binding. Bases 1723 to 2985 code for a protein of 420 amino acids. The transcript is spliced from 10 exons. Lineage: Eukaryota; Metazoa; Chordata; Mammalia; Chiroptera; Phyllostomidae. The record is from RefSeq and is a predicted model, not a curated record.
GCACACCUGGGCCAGGCUGCGGACCUGGGGGACGGAGGGAAGAGGUGGGUGAGGCAGGAAUGAGGAGGGCUUUCCAGCGGGCGGUGCUGAGCAGAAUUGGCAGGGUUUUGGUUUGGUGUACAGGAGAAGCGUCUGGAGUCGGUGAGGACGGGGUUCCUUUCGGAGUUUCUGGGCAUGAAGCCGCUGCCCCCUGGGUCGGGGGAAGCGCCCCGUUCCCAUGAAGCCCGCCCUGCAGGUCCCCCCCCCCGUGCCCCCUCCCUUGGUUUCUCGACAGCAGGUUCUGUGUCCACGUGUGGCUGGUUGGUGUCUUUCUGGUUCUUGUUGAUCAGGUUUCCCUGCUGUGAGGGUGUCGUGUUCCCUCUUCCUCCGCUCAACUUUUCUGACACAGCAAAUCGAGGGCUUUGGCCAAAGCCACGGCUCCCAAAUGUGUCCACUAAGUAAACCAUACUGUGCCCCUCCCCACCCCACCUCCCGCCCACCUCCUCCUCUACCCCAGAACGGACAUUCAGACUUCAGAGAGCCUUGUGGGAGCAGGUCUGCUCCUUCCCCAAGCUUGCCCCAGGGAGCCCUCCCCCAACCCCUGGCUGCUGCUCCAGGCGGCACUGCCCUCCGUGCAGGCGAGACGGCAUGGCUGCUCAGUGGCAGUUGGGAGGUGUGCUUCUUUCUGACGGGGGCUUUUCUUCUCUCGGUCCGCGCCUCAAGUCUGUGUGCCCGACCCUGACUGGCAGCAGCAGCCUCAGUGGUCAGUGCCGGGGCCAGAGCUCUGAUGUGCUGUCACUUGCUUUGGGACCAGUGGCCAAGCCCCACCUGGUCCCUGGUGCCUCCAGGCCCGAGGUGGCCUGCUGGCCAGAGCUCCGGUCCACAGCUGGGAAGCCUGGACCACAACCUACAGCACCGUUUCCGCUCUGGGAUCUUGUAAGCUACUUUUUUAGGCUGUGGUUUGGUGAAAGGAACCAACACAUUAACGAUUUUUUCCCCCAGAAGCCACUAAAUAAUUCUUUUUGGCGCGUUUUUGCCUUCCUGUUGGCUGUCUGGUCUUGGAGCAGAUGGGGAGCCGGUGGGGGGAGGGGCGCUCCUGAGCAGGCGGCCUGCCGCGCUCUGGCCUGGGUGCCCUGGGCCUGUGCUGCACCUGCCGGGCCAGUGGCACGCAGUUGCUCCCCACCUGGAGCAGCAGCCUUGAUGCGUGGGUCCCCGGUGAACUACGAGAGUGACCCUUCCUUCUUCCCCUCCCCUCAACCUGCCAGUCCCGGAAGCCUUUAACCAAACGGGGGCGGGGGCGGCCAGCCUUCUCCUGGCAUCUGGGGCGACGGGACAAGGGCUGCCCGGUGUGUCCUGCUCUGCUGCUCUCCUGGCGCUGAGAGGGUGGGUCCGAGCGCUGUCGUUCGCACCCCGCCAGCCCUGCCCGGGGCUGGAGCCAGGGGCAGGUGGGGGUACCCUGGGGUCUGCCCGGCGUCGGGGGGGGGUUGUUGGAGGUGGGGGGGGCUCGUGGGGGCGGCCCGCCUUGGAGCCACCCUGCCCUGUGCAGUAUUUAUUGCUAAAUUAUUGUCCAGGAGGGGCGGCACUGGGCCAGGCCCCGGGUAUUUAUUGCUGUACAUAGUGUAUGUUUGUGAUAUAUGAGGUUUUCUUUAUUUUGUAUAUGAUCAAUAAACUCCUUUUAAAAAGACUGGCAGGUGCUUCCUUGGGGCGGCGCGGGCGGGGCCGGAAGGGCGGGGUCUCGCGCGCAUGCGUCAGCGCGCGGCCUGCCGGGAGGCGGAAGCGGAAGCGCGCGUCUCCCCGGGAGCGAUGGCAGCCGGGGGUCUGAGCCGCUCGGAGCGCAAGGCCGCCGAGCGGGUGCGGCGGCUGCGGGAGGAGCAGCAGCGGGAGCGCCUCCGUCAGGUGUCGCGCAUCCUGAGGAAAGCGGCGGCCGAGCGCAGCGCGGAGGAGGGCCGGCUCCUGGCCGAGAGCGCGGACCUGGUGACCGAGCUGCAGGGCCGGAGCCGGCGGCGCGAGGGCCUGAAGCGGCGGCAGGAGGAGGUGUGCGAUGACCCAGAAGAGCUGCGGAGGAAAGUGCGGGAGCUGGCCGGCGCCGUGCGGAACGCCAAGUACCUGGUCGUCUACACGGGCGCGGGCAUCAGCACGGCGGCCUCCAUACCAGAUUACCGGGGCCCUAACGGCGUGUGGACGCUGCUCCAGAAGGGGAGGCAGGUCAGUGCCGCCGACCUGAGCGAGGCCGAGCCCACCCUCACGCACAUGAGCAUCGCCCGGCUGCAUGAGCAGAAGCUGGUGCAGCACGUGGUGUCCCAGAACUGCGACGGGCUGCACCUGCGGAGCGGCCUGCCCCGCUCGGCCAUCUCCGAGCUGCACGGGAACAUGUACAUCGAGGUCUGCACAGCCUGUGCCCCCAACAGGGAGUACGUGCGGGUGUUCGACGUGACGGAGCGCACCGCCCUGCACCGGCACCAGACGGGCCGGGCCUGCCACAAGUGCGGGGCCCCGCUCCGGGACACCAUCGUGCACUUCGGGGAGAGGGGCACCCUGGGGCAGCCUCUGAACUGGGAGGCGGCCACCCAGGCUGCCAGCAGAGCAGACACAAUCCUGUGUUUGGGCUCCAGCUUAAAGGUGUUGAAGAAGUACCCUCGCCUCUGGUGCAUGACCAAGCCCCCCAGCCGGAGGCCCAAGCUCUACAUCGUGAACUUACAGUGGACCCCGAAGGACGACUGGGCUGUCCUGAAGCUCCAUGGGAAGUGUGAUGACGUCAUGCAGCUCCUCAUGGAUGAGCUGGGCCUGGAGAUCCCCACCUACAGCAGGUGGCAGGACCCCAUCUUCUCCCUGGCUACCCCCCUGCGGGCCGGCGAGGAAGGCAGCCACAGUCGGAAGUCGCUGUGCAGAAGUCGCGAGGAGCUCCAGGCGGAGGACCAGGGUGCACCUCUGAGCUCAGCCCCCGUCCUGGGUGGCUGGUUUGGCAGGGGCUGCGCCAAAGGCACGAAAAGGAAGAGAGUGACAUAGCGUGGCACUUGACUGACAGCAACACUGGCACUUUGCAGGCGGCUGGAACUCUCGACUCCGGGGGCUGGUGGCACCCAGGAGGCCAGGCCUGCCCCUCGGGGUCUAGUGAGACUUCUCUAGGAGUGACACCUUCACCGUGACCGGCUUAGCCAUUCGUCUCGACGGGAAGCCCCUUGCACUGCUGUGGUUGCCCCCACACCCGGCCCAUCCAGCCUCUUCUGAAGAGGUGGCGGCCACGCACUCCCGCGAGAACAGAGCUCGGGCUGUCCCCACCUGGCGGGCCCAGAGGAAGAAAACGCUGCCUUACCGCCCUCGCCAGGCUACUCUCAGGGCCCUCGACCCCGUUUCUACUUCCUACUACGAAUGUUCACUUUACGGCAAACCUUCUUCUGCUUUGGUGUGCGGCACGGGGGCGGUUUGGAGCCUUGGCUCUCGGCAGGCCUUUCCGUGGCUAUUAAACAUCUCUGCACUGGCUUCCCCUGCC